GAAAUAAAGUUGGAGCGCUGCUUUACAGAUUUGUGGAAGUUUUUCGAGGUGGUUGUGUUGACAGUAGUUGAGGUGAUAAUGUCGUCGGUUCUCUAUCUGAGAGAGUUGAUCAACGAGCGACUAACUGCUGCUGCUGAAGAAAUAUUCACAGAGUUUGAAAAAACCAUCGUCCAGUACGAAGAAGAGAUCGAUCGUCAGCGCAGACUGCUGGAUAACAUCUGGAAACCACAGAUAACGAUACACACGACAGACUCCCAACAGAAACAUGUAUGUAAGAAUGAGAAGGUUCUCGCUGACCAGGAGAGGAACUCCAGUCUGGACCAGGAGGACCCAGAGCCUUCACAAAUGAAAGAGGAACAGGAGCAACCCUACACCAGUGUGCACCGGGAGUGCCCAGAGGGUUUGCAGAUUAAGGAGGAACAAGAGGAACUCUGCACCAGUCUGGAGCGAGAACAGCUUGUACUAAAACAGGAGACUGACAUCUGUAUGGUAACUCCUACUUAUAAGGAAAGUGACCAUAGUGAACCAGAAACAAACAGUGACCAGCUCCUUUCUCACAGCUCUCCUGUGGCUGAGAGCCGUGAUCAGCAAGGAAGCAAGUAUGCAGACUCAGGAACAGCUAGAAAUGCAGCACUGAUGCCAAAGACGAGACAUCAUAGAAACAGCAGUAAUAAUGUAGACAACCCUCCUAUAUUCAAGAGUCACGGUAAUACUUACAUAGAGAAAAAGUCUGUAAAAUGUGAUGUUUGUGGAAAAGCCUUCAAGGAUAACUAUCAAAUGAAGAGACAUCACAGAAUCCACACAGGUGAGAAGCCAUAUGCUUGCAAUACAUGUGGGAAAAGAUUCAGAAGUAGUGAUAAAUUGUUGGUCCACAAGAGAACGCACACAGGUGAGAGGCCUUACCCCUGCAAAAGUUGUGGGAAAUUAUUUAAAGAUGCAUCAACAUUGAAAGUACACAUACGAUCCCACACAGGUGAGAAACCCUAUGCCUGCAACAUCUGUGAGAGACGAUUUAACGUCAUAUCAACACUGAAAACACAUAUGAGAACUCACACGGGCGAGAGACCAUAUUUUUGUGAAAUAUGUGGGAAAAGCUUCAUUCAACGUAGUAAUCUGACCGUUCACAAAAGAAGUCACACAGGUGAGAAGUCAUACUCCUGACACACGUGGGAGCCAAACUUGAGAACAAAGUAUUUUGGAAAAUGACACAUUGGAAGUCUUUGCUUAUGAUAAAUGUGAAUUUCUGUGAGUUACACUGUGGACUGUAACAUCAUUCCUGUUUUUGUAGCCUAUAUUUUUUACAUUGUGCUAAAUGGAAAAACACUGAAUUAUUAUUUUUGAAUUAUCAAGUCUGUUUUUCCUGUUUGCUGUUGGAUUUACUGACAACUGUUAUGAAUUUAUUUUGAUACUAAAAUCUUAGAAACCUCAAGAUUCUUAAGUAUGUUUUGAACUGCUCCAACUGCUGCCCCAUCAAUGUGCUGUACAUUAUCUCUCUAAUACUUUGUUUCUGUAGUCAGUCAUUUUUAGUAGACAGAUUUUUAUCUUAUGUUAAAGGUGCUGAACAAAUAAAGUGUCUUUGCUAAAAAUGUUUCUAAGAAAAAUGUUUCUUCCACUGUGUUGGCUAGAAAAAGGCUGGAAAGCAGGGGCGAAACUGAACAGGCUCAUUUACAAGAGUGAUAAUUUAAGUUAAGAUUGUAGUCUUACAGUCUAAUAGUUCGAUCCCAAAGUAAAUACUGACUGCCCAGGUUGCAAACCAAUACUGAAUAAUCCCAAUUGUACAUUUGGUUGCGCCCAUUAAGCAACAAUGAACACAGUGCCAAAGCUGUGGCCGUGUCCUGUCAGUGCUGGGAGCCACUAAUUACUUUACAUUUCUGCUUCUCCAAACUAAUGUAACAGAGGAACUUAAUGUAAAGGGUUAGUUUGAGAGGGGAAUAUGUUGUCGCACACUGCAAGACAAAUGAGCCCCAUAGAUCUAUCACAGGCAGUAAAGUUACUUUUUGCGGUGAGCAGAGCUUUUCUUGUUCAUUUCUACACGGUGGUCUUCCCAGAAUGAAAACUGCAGAGUUCAAAAGUUUCAUGUUGUGUGUCUAUAGUCGGCAGAGGAGUGCACACAUCAUAGAUCAACUUCCAUGUCUUUCAGUGCCUCAAAAAUAAACCAAACCAAGCGUCUAAAAGUGAGGUAAGGUCAUCCUACCUGAGUAUUGUAACUGCCAGCAAUAAUAAAUCUUAGGGCAGAGUGAUAAACAGGCCUAAAGAGCCUCAUUAGAUGCAGGUGCAUAUAGAAAGUCACUGUAAUUGAAGACUGAUAGAAAAGUUCUUUCAAUAAGGAAUGCAGAAUGAAUAUACCACAAGAAAUUGUAUGAGAAGAUGUAAAUAAAGUUGUUUUUGGACAUAC
Molecule: messenger RNA, 2395 nt
Organism: Stegastes partitus (bicolor damselfish)
Lineage: Eukaryota; Metazoa; Chordata; Actinopteri; Pomacentridae
Product: zinc finger protein 568-like
Exons: 2
Coding region: 79-1161 (360 amino acids)
Biological process (GO): regulation of transcription by RNA polymerase II
Cellular component (GO): nucleus
Molecular function (GO): DNA-binding transcription factor activity, RNA polymerase II-specific
Source: RefSeq, a predicted model, not a curated record